AUGGAGCUCCGCGGGUUCGUGCUCCUGUCCUGCCUCCUUUCUCGGUCCCUCUGCUCGGACACUGCCCCGGACCGGACCUUCCUGGAGCCGCAUGACUUUCUGUUCGACACCGCGGUGGAGGCCUACAGCCGCGGGGACUGGCUCUCGGUCAUCCUGAACAUGGAGAAGGCGCUCCUGAGCCGGUCCGCGCUGCGCCGGGUCAAAGCGGACUGCCGGGAGCGCUGUGCCAACCAGACCGCCUUCGGUGAGCCUCUGGCGGGCUUAGGAGUCCCCAUCCCGGGCGUGGGCUCCGUGGAUGACCUGGGGUUCUUCCAGAAGAUCCUGAAAAGAGCAGAUUGUGUGAACUCCUGCGAGAGUGAGAAGCUCGGACCCCCGACUCUGCAUCUGUCCAGUGCAGAGACGGAGCUGGAGUUCAGGAAGAGGACCCCCUACAACUACCUCCAAGUGGCAUAUUUCAAGAUUAACAAACUGGACAAGGCGGUGGCAGCGGCGAACACCUUCUUCCAGGCCAACCCUCUGCACACGGAGAUGAAGCAGAACCUGGAGUACUACAGGAUGAUGGCGGGAGUCACAGAAGAAGACUUCAAAGACCUGGAGAUUAAGCCCCACAUGGCUGAUUUUCUGACGGGAAAACGUUACUACAGCCACGACUCGUUCGGACUCGCGGCGGAUUACUUCGAGUCGGCUUUGAACGAGUAUUUUCCGGCCGACAGAGAGUGUCGCGCUCUGUGCGAAGGAUCCUACAACUACGACGGCUACAACUACAUGGAGUACAGCGCAGACCUGUUCCAGACCAUGACCGAUCACUACACUCAGGUGUUGAACUGUAAACAGCGCUGUUCGGUGGAACUGGCCUCGAACGCUGGGAGCGAGAAACCCUUCGACGACUUCCUCCCGUCGCAGUUUAACUACCUCCAGUUUUCAUAUUACAACAGUGAAAACUUUGCCAAAGCCAUAGAAUGUGCCAAAACCUACCUCCUGUUCCACCCCGAGGACGUGGUGAUGAAGCAGAACUUGGCCUAUUACUCCGUGGUUCUGGGGGAGAAGGAGGCCGCCGCCAUCGCACCCCGACAGGUGGUGAGGCAGUACAUACAACAGUCCAUCCUCGAGAAGCAGCUUCUGUACUUUGCCUUUGAAGCUUUUGGAAUCGCCUUCGUGGAUCCUGAUUCUUGGACUCCUGAAGACGUAAUGCCCCAAAAGCUGAGAGAUAAACAGAAGGCCGACAAAGAGACUGCGGCGAGAAUCACAGAAGAAAUUGGAAACCUCAUGAAAGAGAUUGAGACUCUGGUGGAGGAGAAGAAGAAGGACUCCUCAGACCUGACCAAGAUGGUGGCGCCCCCCGAUGAAUUGGCUGUUGCUGGUGCUGCUGAUGCUAGUGCUAGUGCUGCUGGUACUGGUACUGCUGCUGGUUCCGGUUCUGGUACUGGUGCUGCUGGUGCUCUGCUGUUUGACAACAUCAGGAUCAGUAUGACGGCCAAACAGCUGAACGGCUCAGAGAGAGUUCUUCUGGACGCAGUGGUGACGGACGAUGAGUGCAGAGAGCUGCAGCGACUCUCAAAUGCGGCUGCACUAAAGGGAGACGGCUACAGGGGGCGCCCUUCUCCACACACGCCCAGCGAGACGUUCCAGGGAGUGACCGUGAUGAAGGCCGUAAAAUUGGGGCAGGAGGGAAAAGUGCCUCUGAAAAGUGCUCGGUUGUUUUUCGACCUCAGUGAAAAAGUGCGUUUGUCUUUGGAGACGUACUUCCAUCUGAAGACCACACUGUACUUCUCCUACACACACCUGGUGUGUCGCACGGCUGUCGAUGACGACCAGGACGACCGCAAAGACCUGAGCCACCCUGUGCACGUGGACAACUGUGUCCUGGUCUCUGAGAUCAACGAGUGCAUCAAAGAACCACCAGCCUACACUCACCGCGACUACAGUGCCAUCCUGUAUCUUAACGACGACUUUGAGGGCGGAGACUUCAUCUUCACGGAGCUGGACGGCAAAACUGUCACGGCGGAGGUGAGGCCCCGGUGCGGUCGUGUGGUCGGCUUUGGCUCCGGGAGAGAGAACCCCCACGGAGUCCGAGCGGUGACCAAAGGUCAGAGGUGUGCGGUGGCUCUGUGGUUCACCCUGGAUCCUGCUCACCAAGAGAAGGAGCGGAUCCAGGCCGGGGACAUGCUGCAGAUGUUCUCCACACCUGUCGACGCAGAGUUCAUCCAAAAAGACCCUGAACCGCAGACACCGGACAGUCCCAGCUCUGACCACCAGGAGGCAGCACACACUGAGGCUGCAGCGCUCACAGCUGAAGGCCCCACACACCCACAGGACCCACGAGCAACGGAGGAGAAGAAGAAGAAGAAGAAGAAGGAGGACAAAGCAGACAGCAGUGAGAGCAAAGACAGAGUGAAGACGACGGGCGACAAAGUGAAGACGACGGGCGACAAAGACAAAGUGAAGACGACGGGCGACAAAGUGAAGACGACGGGCGACAAAGUGAAGACGACGGGCGACAAAGACAAAGUGAAGAACAAAGCAGCGGAAAAGAGGAAAACCAAAACCAAAGAAACAGCGACAACCAAAGGAGAAAAAACGGCUUCAAAAUCAACAAAAGAGAAAUCUAAGAAAGCCGCCAAAGGAAAAGUGUCUCCACAAGAAAAAACAGAACUGUGA
Messenger RNA from Knipowitschia caucasica, 2658 nucleotides. The record is from the annotation of a GenBank genome assembly. Lineage: Eukaryota; Metazoa; Chordata; Actinopteri; Gobiiformes; Gobiidae.